Molecule: messenger RNA, 4200 nt
Organism: Sordaria macrospora k-hell
Lineage: Eukaryota; Fungi; Ascomycota; Sordariomycetes; Sordariales; Sordariaceae
Biological process (GO): TORC2 signaling
Cellular component (GO): TORC2 complex
Source: RefSeq, a predicted model, not a curated record
AUGCAAUCCACAAGAGGCACCCCGGGACCCACGCAGAGGGCUCCAGGGAGCUUCUCACCGCUGCCGGCCAUCACUAACUCCACUGGAGGUGUUAAUGCGGAUGGUAUAGUCCGUCCCCAUCGUCCGUCUCCGGGUCCGGUGCGCAUGAUCUCAGCCUCCACCUCCAGCAACGACGACCUCACGCCAUUGACCAUCCCUCGCUCAGCCAACCAGUCUACCGCCCCGUCGCCCCAGCCGGGAGGAGGUCUAGGCGCAUCAGGAUUUGGAGGAAGGCCAGCAGGAGGAGCAUCACCCGAACGACGAGGAGUAGGAGGAGGAACAACACCAACACCAACCCCCGGCCGCGAAUCAUCCGCGACUCCUAUCUACAGCAGCUUCACCUCCCAGGCCAACAGCGCCACCACCCCGAGUCUCCAGACCAACUUCUCGCGACCCACCCUAUCAAACACCGCCGCCCUGUCCGCCGCCGCCGCCCGCUCCGUCGCCGGGACACAUUCCCCGAUCGAUACGGCCCCCCGAAACGGGCCCUCUCCCCUGACCCUCCCGCCGACCAGCGCAACAACGUCCUCCACGCCCACUUCCUUCGCCGGCAGGGUAGGCGCACACUCGCGCAAACACUCGGCGAACGCGGGCCUGUUCGAGCCUACCCUGCCCUCGACGAGCACCUCCAACCUUGGUCAGUUCCAAGCCGACUCGCCCAAACUCGGCCCGACGGCGCAACGAGACAUGUCCGCCAGCCACAUUGCUGCGCAGGCAGCCGUCUCCAAGUCGCAGCUUAUCCAGCAACAGCAGCAACAACAGCAGCAGCAGCAGCAGCAACAGGCACCGACGUAUGCGCAUCAACACCUCCUUCAUCUACAACACCGUCAGCGGUCGCAAACGAUACCUCCAUCAACCGAGCAUAAUGAACAGACUUCGGUCGCGAACAAGCGCAUAAGCGGCGGUCCAAUGAGCCCUCCGAUGUUGAGCUUGACAGAGGCGAGCGCGCCGAGGGAUAACGUGUUUGGAAGUCAAGGCUAUCACAACGGCCUCCCCGGAAACCAUACCCUUGCUGCUACGGCGGCCGCGAACGUGGUGUUCCCGCGAUCGGCGCAAUCGUCGCCCAAACUGCCCACCCAGUCGACGAACCCCUUGACACCCACUCCACCGCCUGUCGUCGCCGAGAAACCCGUCGUCAAGUCGGAAAAGAGCAAGGUCAAGCUGUUUUCACGCCCUGGCAAGUCCAGCUCGAAGGGGGAAUCAUCCAAGGAUAAACCACUGCCUAGUCCCGGAAAGCUAGGACAUGCCUUUUCGAACCUACAACGGGCCAACUUCAGCACUACGAGUCUCGAAUCGACUAUGCAGCCAUUCUACGCCCAUGGCAACUCCUCAACCGCCACGAUACGGCCAGCCGAAGCUACGGAGAAGGAAGUGAAAGAGAAGGAGAAGAAGCAUGGGCAUUUCUUGAAACGACAAAAGGAAAAGCUGAUAGAGGCAUAUCACCUACCGCUGUCGUCAGCUUCGAGUAACUCCAGACCUACAGACCCUACGGCUCCCAGCAGUUUGUACAACUUCAACUUGCCAGCAAGUCCAGGUCCAGGCAGCAAUGCGUUUAAAUCCGGUCUUGAUUUGCGACACGGCGGUCGUGCACUGCGCGAGAAGAAGAACAAGGAGGACAAAAGCCUUGACGACGCGGCCUCGAGCUACAACCCUGGAGGCGACUGGCCUGGUCCAAGUAGCGUGAGCUCUGCCAGUGGCACUCUGGCUUCAGCCCUCUUCCACAAUGAGCCGUUUGACAGCCAAAAGUUCGGGCUCAACAAUAUGACCCUCGAUGACGCCUGGCCGUUUCUCAGGGCCAAGCUGCUUGUCAUCUUUGAGGCCGAGGACCUUCGUCUCCCUGUAGAGGAUCUAAAUCGUAUUGUGACGAUGCAUAUCCAGUACUGCAUAACGCGGCGCAGUCCAAAUAUCAUUAUUGAGGACAUCCGGGACUUUCUCACCACGGGGUUCUCGAGUCUUGACCAGAGUCUGAAGAAGACGCAGGAAGACCGGCUGAUUCCUGCCCUUGUCGAGCUUUGGAUCUUCACAUUUACCAGUAUCCUACCGUAUCUGCAAGCCGUCUUUCUACCGUUGGACAUGGAAUUUGCCGGCAACGGGCCCUUGAUGACACCAGACCAGGCCCGUGAUUUCUGGGGUGGUGUCCCAGCUAGUUUCGGCGUCAGCAUACCGGCCUCAUCUGUCCUUGACAUACGAAGACUGGUUCUCCUUUCCUUCCGAGAUAUCGUUAUUAUUCCUCGCUACGACACACUAAAGAUCAUGUUCUCGCGCCUCUCGCUCGAGUUCCUACCGCAGAACCUGGCCAACAUGGCCCUCUCCUCUCCGGUCCCCGUUCCCACUUCUGGGUUUCAAAACAUGGCUCAUAACCAAGGCAGUGUCUAUCAGUCCGCGCUCUCGACCUCGCCCUCGCAAGAGUCGCAGCUUUCGAUGUCCUUCGCUGGUAGUCUCCCAGCAACAAUGACAUUAGGCAUGGGCGCCGGCUUCGGUGCUGCCCCUCCACGGCCGAACACCUCCAUGUCCAACCCUGUUGGCGCUAUCGAUCCCUCUUACGCAAGCUAUAGCAGCAACGGCAUGGGCAUGGGCACCGGCGGCGGCGAUACCACUCCGGGAAGCGGUAACCGUUCGCGAACCAUUAGUAACGUCAGCUUCGGUAGCGACCACGGCAACGGCAACCGUCCUUUCACUCCAAGCAGCAUCCAAGCCCUCGGCGCCGCCUCCGCCCAAGCCGCCAUGUCCACCCCCAGCGGCGUUGGCAUCGCGAACCUCAACCUCAACAUGUCCCCACCCGUACAACAAUUCCCACCGCACGUGGCGCCGAGCAUAACCAGCAUAGGAAGCAACUCCAUCCAUGGCAGUCUCCGCGACCCUACGGGUGGAAGAACCGCUGACCAAAACGUCGAAGACUCCAAGCAAGUCACGGAAAUGGUCGGCCGCAUGCUCCAAUGCAUGUCCGUCCUAGCCUCCGUUUCCGCACCCACCACUCCUUCAAACUUCUCGUCAUCUUCUACAUCCUUAGGACAAAACCCCCGCGCCUCCACUACCAACCUUUCUUUCCAUAACACCUACUCCUCCUCGCAAACCUCAGUAGCAACAACAACCAUGACCAACGCUACCGUCCCCGCCUCUCCUUCUGGGUCGUCCGCAGCCGGCGGCUUACCGCCCCUGGUACAAACUAUGUCCUCGCCCUCGCAGUUUUCGUCUCCUUCAUCGCCGGCUACACCAACAGCUAACAGCCCUGGGCCACUACCGCCUCGCCCGUCGAUAUCGAGUUUGAGUGCAAGCUUGGCUGGGUUUGGAAGUAGAGAUAAUGGUUUUGGCAGAGAUAGUGUGCCCAACACACCCACUGGUACCGCCCCUCGAGAUUCCGCGACGACCAUCGCCGCUACUACCGCCGGUGGUAUCUCCGCAAAUGCGAACGGAGGUGGACCACCAGAUGAAUCCUCCCGCAUGAUCGAAGAACUCAACAAACUCCUCAAGCUGAACUGGCUCGGCCGUGGCCGAACCGGUCGUAACAGACGGGGAAUAGUAGGUGGAAGAGUUAAACGUGCUGGAGCCGGGUCUGGGUCCGGGUCUGCUUUGGCGUUUUCUAUGGGCGCUGGCUCGGGCUCUGGAAUGGGCAUGGGCUACGCCUCGUCCUACGGCGGUUAUUCUGGUCAUGGUCACGGAGGGGGAUAUGCAGGCUCGUCGUUAGGGACCGGACCGGCGGGUGUGAGCAUGAAUAGUCUGGGUACGAUGGGGAGUAUGAGUAUUGGGACUGUGGGCAGUGGGUUUGGGGGUGGACUGCAAGGGCAGGCUGAUAGGGAUACAACACAUAGAGGAGGAGGAAUAGCGAUGGGAGGGACGGGUUUAGGACUGGGUACUACCUCUACCUCCUCUGGUGUUGGGACAGGUAGCACAACAGCAAGUGGGGGGAUGAGUAGUCCCCCUACUACCCUUGCUGCUGGUGGUGCUGGUACCGUUGGAGCUGGAGCUGCUCUUGCGCCUGCUGGUAGUGCCAUGACUGGAGCUGGGGCUGGCAUGGCUGGUGGAGCUGGCACUAUCGGUGCCGGCGCCGCUAUGCCUGGUCCCCCUACUACUGUUGGGCCCGCCGCUCCUGGUGUAAGUGGUGGCCCCGGUGCCGGAUCAUCAUCAUCAAAUUCGAACUCGGAGGUUAUGGUCGACAAUUAG